Molecule: messenger RNA, 3062 nt
Organism: Polistes canadensis
Lineage: Eukaryota; Metazoa; Arthropoda; Insecta; Hymenoptera; Vespidae
Product: protein FAM46C
Exons: 2
Coding region: 812-2503 (563 amino acids)
Biological process (GO): mRNA stabilization
Molecular function (GO): poly(A) RNA polymerase activity; RNA binding
Source: RefSeq, a predicted model, not a curated record
CGGGUGGGGCGACGGAUGCGCGUCGAAUGGACCGACUCGAGAAUCUCAGUUCCAAACUUCCUGUCGUUCACGUUCCGCAUUUAAUUCUUACUUUUUCCGCAAUCUUUACGCAUUAUCAUUGAAACCAUUAUUAUUCGUAUUAUUUCAAUAUUAUUACGUUAAACGGUGAUAUUAUUUCGUUUAAAUUAUCAUCACGAUAAUUAUUAUUAAAACGGGGAGGUUAAUCUAACCUUAUUUGGUAUUCUUAUUUUGUGUGUGUGUGUGUCUCUUUUCAAAAACGUUUACACGCAUCCCAUUUAAAGAGAGAGAGAGACUUGUUAUUUGUUUUUAUUAUUUAUAAAUUCGAAAUUGUGUGUAGGAAGAGAUUGAUAGAAAGAUAUAUAAAUUGAUUAAAUAGAUAUACUUCAAAUAAACUGGUUAAGUGAGUGUGAGAAAGAACGAGAAAAAGGAAGGAAGGAAGAACUGGCAUUAAAUCGACAAAUUCUUUUGUUCUCUCGCUCCAAUUUUGGUGUCGGGGAAGUAUAUAACACGUGAACCAAUCGUUGAACGGUAUCAUAGUGAAUCUCGUUAGGGAGUGCAGAGAAGACACACGCUGCGGCGAAUUAGUCGAGAGAUCGAUUACGUACAUAACCUCGAACUUUUCGCGUGUACGCCCUUAUUUGCGUAUUAUCUUAAUCCUUAUCUUAUAUAUUUUAUCGUUUUAUUUAUUUCGGUUAUAUUAAAGUCGGUGUAUAGACAACAAUCAUAUCAAUUAGUGUUAGUGUUAUAUUAUUGGUAAAAAGAAAAAGAAAAAGAAAACGAAAAAACAAAUAUGACAAAAAUAAACUUGACAAACGAGAAACCAUCGUUGUCAUCGGGUUCGUGUAAAAAUCUCAACGAUCAGCAAAAAAAGAAGAAAGAGGAAGGAGAGAAAGAAUCUUUUACAAUACAGGUUAGGAAAGAAGAAAAUAAAGGGAUGUCCGAGAUGGUUAGUAAAAGUAUCCGAAAUCAAGAAAAUAAACAACAAGAGGAGGACGAGAAUGAGGAAUCGGUGAAAAAGAAAGCGGAAGAAACGAUGGUCAAAAUUACUCGAUGCAUCGAAUGCGUUCAGAUUGUGCCACUGAUGCAGUGUGGCUCCCUGGACAUCGGCGAAGAACGACAGCGUCGGGUCGCUAUGAUGGAGUCCCUCUGUCAAGUGAACAACAAGACCAACAACGGGAAUGAUUUGAACAAGGAAAACAACAACAAUCAUUUGAACAAUCAGCACAAUAAUAAUACUACUAUAAGUAACAACAAUAAUAAGAACAACAACAAUAGUCACAGUAAUAACAAUUCGGAUUGCCCUGAUCCUCAACAAAGGCUGGCCGUGUUGAGCUUUGAGCAGGUGCGUCGAUUGAACGAUGUGAUGGACGAGGUUGUAAGCAUUCAUGGUAGGGGAAACUUUCCAACAUUGGAGGUUAGACUGAGAGAUCUCGUAACGGUUGUGCGUAGCAAACUGGAAGGUGAGCCUAGUAAUGGAGGUGCUGGUAUGAGGGUAAGGGACAUCAGAUUGAACGGUGGUGCAGCGUCCCACGUAUUGGCAACCGAAUCCCAACCCUACAACGAUCUUGAUCUGAUAUUCGCUGUUGAAUUAUCCAGCGGCCGUAACUACGACAAGGUUAAGGCCGCGGUAUUGGGUUCUUUGUUCGACCUUUUACCCGAGGGUGUUAGCAGAAAACGCAUAACAACGUGCAGCUUGAAAGAAGCUUACGUCAGCAAGAUGGUCAAAGUGAACAACGACGGCGAUAGAUGGUCCUUGAUAUCCCUUGGGAAUUCACGAGGACACAGGAAUGUAGAAUUGAAAUUCGUCGAUUCUAUGAGACGACAAUUCGAAUUUUCCGUCGACAGUUUUCAAAUUGUCCUUGAUUCUCUGUUAUUAUUUUACGAGUGCAGCAAAUUACCGAUCGGUGAAAACUUUUAUCCAACCGUAGUAGGCGAGUCUGUUUACGGUGAUUUCCAAGAAGCACUCUACCACCUUCACAAGAAGCUCAUAUCGACGAGGAAUCCUGAGGAGAUUAGAGGAGGUGGUCUAUUGAAAUAUUGCAAUCUCUUGGUUAAGAUGUACAAGCCGGCCAAACCGGACUAUAUAAAGACCCUCGAGCGAUACAUGUGUUCGAGAUUCUUCAUCGACUUUCCUGAUAUAAGUCAGCAACAGGCGAAGCUCGAGAAUUACUUGUGGAAUCAUUUCGUUGGCCCCGAAGAAGAAGCCCUAAAAUACAAGUACCUGAUGCUUUUGCACAAAGUCGUCGAGGAGUCGACGGUUUGUCUGAUGGGUCACGAACGGCGACAGACCCUUGCAUUGAUCCAAAAUCUGGCAUGCCAGGUAUUUUAUCAGGAACAACAGCAACGGCUGACGAAUCAUCAACAACCACCACCGGGACCACCAGCGACCUACGUUUAUGCUAACGGCUAUUAUUACACACCCGUCAUACCUACCGCGUGCUAUACUUGCACUUGCAAUUCUUGGAUGGCGUGUUCGUCGUGAUGCGACCCCGCCGUCGUCCUAUUCAUUACCGUCGCUAAUUAUUUCUUAUUAUACUCUACCACCAACCCCGUCCUCGUUGUUAUUAACAUCAUCCACGGGUUGAUUCCUCCUCCUAAGUGGUGGUGGACUACUUCGUUCUAUUCCCGUGGCUCCUGUAGAAAACGAUGGGACAAAGUGAACGACGAAAGGAGAUCGACGAGAUUCGAUCUACAACUACUACUAUUACUACUACUAUUACUACUACUACUACUACUUAUAUUAUUACUACUAUUAUUAUUAUUAUUACUACUUCUAUUUCAACCACUACUGCAACUAGACGUUGGGGUUGGUAAAUCAUCGAUGGCGGCGACGGCACCAGCGAUAACAGCAGCAGCAGCACCACCACCACCACCGAUUAUGGCGUCGACAUGGCGAUGACGUCAGUGUCCGAUGGGGUAGUGGUAAACGUAGGCGAUGAAGAAGGGCGAAUAGUAGUUCUUGCUUGCUGAACCACGGGGGAGGCUGAUCCUCGUCCUUGCCCCGUCCACGCCGCCACACAAAAAGAAAGCAAAAAAAAAAA